Molecule: messenger RNA, 1637 nt
Organism: Aedes albopictus (Asian tiger mosquito)
Lineage: Eukaryota; Metazoa; Arthropoda; Insecta; Diptera; Culicidae
Product: phenoloxidase-activating factor 3-like
Exons: 4
Coding region: 438-1514 (358 amino acids)
Biological process (GO): proteolysis
Molecular function (GO): serine-type endopeptidase activity
Source: RefSeq, a predicted model, not a curated record
GAGAAGUGGUAUUCUCAACUUCUAAGGGAUUCCCACCGAGUGAUAACGGCCGAACCGAACGCGUUGUGUAGUCGAGAGAUAGGAGAAGCAAACCGAUCACAAUCGAGAGUCGUCGCAUCGGCCGGGCGGCGUCGUCGGCCGUGUAGUCAAACUUGAACAGUCAGUUCAUUCGCGCCCAAACGUGAGAGGCAGUUGCUGCGCUGCAUUCUUUAGAGGAGGCGAGCUUUGGUCGGGAUUUCGGCACUAAUAUAUUCUAAUGGCGGAGAGUUUCAGCCGAUAAUUUAUAGUAUUUAGUGAGGAAGAGGAAAUCCCCGUGUUGAAUGGAGCUUGUAUUCUCCUUCUGAUUACGGGUGUCGGAAGAUUUCAUUCAAUAAUCUGGUGAGCGUGGGUGUUCACGUCUUCCGUUUGCAGUUUUGAAAUAAUCCGUAGUUUCCGAAAUGAGCAUAUCUGUGAUGCAAAUUAGGACCUCGACUGCCAUCAAGAUGAGUGUGACGGUGUUCGCAUUUAUAGUGGUUCAAAUAGCCACAGCAACGGCCUUGUGUUCAUGCACAUUUAACGAGUUUUGCAUCGAUUUCAAACAGUGUCCAGAGUACCGGCCGUAUGUCAACGAGUCGUUCAAAAACUGGCCGGAAAGCUUUCAGGCAAUGGCGAAGAGUAAGGUCUGCAACACCGAAAAAGUUGGAAAUCAAACGGUCAUAAGCGUUUGCUGUCCCUCGGUCAUGAACGAUCCAACGUGCGGAGCUCAGGGAGAUGAUCGGAUUUCCAAGGGUGAGAUAGCAUUGCCAUUCGACUACCCAUGGAUGGCAUUGCUGAACGAUGCGGCUUUGGGAUUCGUGUGCGGCGGGACACUCAUCAGCAACAGAUAUGUUUUAACGGCAGCCCACUGCGUCAGGCGAAGAAAUAUCACGUUUGUUCGUUUAGGUGAAAACGAUAUCGAACAAAUCGAGGACUGCAUAACCUUGGAUGACGAAAUAAUAUGCACCCCAGAUCCACAGGAUAUUUCUGUAGAGGAUAGGCUAAUACACCCAGAGUACAGCGAAAGAAACAAAGCGAAUGACAUAGCUCUGUUGAGAAUGGCAAGCCCUGCUGUUAUAGGUGAUAGUGUGAAAACGAUUUGUCUACCCGAUGGCAACCCGGAGCAGCGGAAGCUUAAACCGUGGAGCUUCAUUGUGUCCGGGUGGGGCAUGACUGAAUUCGGUUCCCCUUCGAAUGUGUUACGAUUUGCCAAGCUUCCGGCGGUUUCACUGGAGGCAUGUUCCAUCAGAGUGCGCAAUCUGCAUUCUUCCGUGAGGUUGGGCGACGGACACAUCUGUGCCGGUGGCGUUAAUGCAACAGACAAUUGCCGUGGGGACUCCGGUGGCCCUCUGCACUACAUAUCCAACGACACGUCUCGGUUCGUCCAGCAGGGCAUUGUGGCGUUCGGGAUCAGGAAAUGCGGAGAGGAAAGCGAGCCGGGAGUUUAUACCAACGUGGGACAGUUCCUCAGUUGGCUGAUUCAGCAUGUGAAUGAGUAGGGCGCAUGAGAGUAGCCAAAUCAGUCGUGGAUAAACCUAAUGACAGGAAUCAUUCUCAACUAGUAUAAACCCUGAAAUGCAUUUGUAGUUAGCCGAAUACGAAAUAAAGCAUAAUAAAAUGUA